Babesia microti strain RI is the source of this 690-nucleotide messenger RNA. RefSeq lists its product as hypothetical. The coding region runs from base 1 to 690 and encodes 229 amino acids. The record is from RefSeq and is a predicted model, not a curated record. NCBI's taxonomy places the organism in Eukaryota, Apicomplexa, Aconoidasida, Piroplasmida, Babesiidae. The transcript has a single exon.
AUGGUCGUCGUGGGCUACGUCUCCAGGGGCCGCGCUCUGCUUGAGGGGUUCAUCGAUAACCUACGCCUAGAAAAGCUACAAUCUGAGGAGAAUCAAUAUUCUACAAUAGUUUCACAAGUGUUACCCCUUGAUCAACAUGAGUUAGAGCGCAUUGAGCGUCGAAUACACUCGGAAAAUAGGCAGCACAAGUGCGAUAAUGCCUCUGAAAUAAAUCGAAACUAUGAGCAAAAAGAUCGUGGUGGACCAAUAGGGCGCGAUGGACCCAUGGAAUGCAUAACAAAUGACCUCUACAAAGAAUUAAAUGAACAACUUAAGCGCUAUGCUGAGAUACUGACCAAAUUGUUGGUUAAUCCAAACGAUCAACAACUACGAUCAACCUUGCAACUAUUUGCAGGUGAAAAUAAUGGUAUACUGGGUGAAAUCUCCACGCUUACAAUUUGCCUUCUGGACACAUGGGUUUGCUCUUCUCAGCAUACAGCCUACGGUUUUACCCACAGCUCUUUAUCGGACAAUAUGCCUGCCAACGCAUUCAAACAGAAUGAUUUUUCAGUUCCCUUUUCCAUUUCUGAUCCUUCAAAUGCCGUUACUGUCGCUAAACUUAUGGAUGAUAAUAAGGAAAUGAAAAGAAAAAUAGCCUUUUACAAAUCGCAAAUAUCAAGGUUCUACGGGCAGGGAGAUAGGGAGGCAUAA